UUCAUAUACCUUGUACCGCCUGUUUAAUCUCUAUAUGGCCUUGGCAUUUUUCCAUAUCUGUUGCGGGUUCUAUUUUCUUUUGAUUCCCCGUGUUUGGGCUUGGCCGCCAUAAAAUCCCUAUUCACAUGACAAGAAUCAAGCUCUUAUAGCGAAGGAUGACGGACGCACGCCAUGAACGGACGUUUCUGUUGUAAUAUCAUCCCUGAUUCAUUGGUUCAUCGACGGAUGGAUAAUCAUACUGUGGCGAUUCCCCUUCUUUUCGAUUGUUUUGAGCUUAUCGUUUUAUUCCCCUUCCUGUUUAUUGGUUGUCUUUUGUUUAUUGAUUUACUUUUUCACACUAUGAAUUACCAAUAUACCUUAACCGACUCUUGCUAUAAAUCAAGCUCCAUUUUAGCACAUCUCGAUGUAAUUUACUUCGUAGCCCUUGACAGCCUUUAUGACCUCUUUUAUCCCUGUCCGGCACUAAGAUGGGAUAUUGAUCAAAUGGUGCUAGUAGUAGUUACUAGAUGUCAGCAUAUCCCCCAGCUUACCGAUUAAUAGAGAAAUUUGAGAUUGUAUGUCUUAGACUGCCUGUUUCCUUUUCGUGGUUUGUGUUUGUCUUGGGUGCAGACAGAAUUAAGUCGAGAAAAUAUACCAUCGGAGUUAUACAUCUUAGUACU
Molecule: messenger RNA, 659 nt
Organism: Aspergillus pseudotamarii
Lineage: Eukaryota; Fungi; Ascomycota; Eurotiomycetes; Eurotiales; Aspergillaceae
Exons: 1
Coding region: 172-537 (121 amino acids)
Source: RefSeq, a predicted model, not a curated record